Debaryomyces fabryi is the source of this 1107-nucleotide messenger RNA. Its product is annotated as leucine carboxy methyltransferase. The coding region runs from base 1 to 1107 and encodes 368 amino acids. Gene Ontology annotation, biological process: C-terminal protein methylation. NCBI's taxonomy places the organism in Eukaryota, Fungi, Ascomycota, Pichiomycetes, Serinales, Debaryomycetaceae. Gene Ontology annotation, molecular function: protein C-terminal leucine carboxyl O-methyltransferase activity. The record is from RefSeq and is a predicted model, not a curated record. The transcript has a single exon.
AUGAUAUCCCCUCAAGAAAAGCAAGACAAAGUAAUUAGGGCGACUGAUUUAGAUGCUCUUAGUUGUCGUUACAGUGCAAACAACAAAUCUUACUUUUCGACGACCGAUCCAUUUAUCGAUAGCGUUAUAUCUUCAUAUAAAAUCCAUCUUCCAUUAUGUACUGGUUAUACUAAUAUGUCGGCAAACAGAACUCUCAGAUCUGUUUUUAAUGAGCAGAAACUACCAUUAAUUAAUAGAGGCACAUACUUGAGAACAGAACUGAUUGAUGUUAUAACACAAGAAUUUAUAAAAGAAUUCAAAAAAUGCCAGAUUUUAUCUUUAGGAGGUGGCUCUGACACCAGAUGUUUUAGAAUCUUGGAGGAGUAUGGUGAAAAUGUUAGGUACUGUGAAAUUGACUUUCCUGAGUCGGUAAAAAUUAAAAAAUUGGCAAUCACAAAUGAUAAAAGACUUGCAGAUAUCGUCAAAUAUCACGAAAGCACCAAACCUAUUACUUCGAAAGAAGAAUUUGCAAAACUUGAGGCUAAUAUUCAUACUGAGAACUAUAAUCUUAUAGGUUAUGAUCUACGUCGGUUAACAGGCAUACUGGAUGAUUGUCCAUUACUUGAGCAUGUGGAUACAUCUAUUCCAACACUUAUACUAAGUGAAUGUGUCUUGUGUUAUCUUAAUCCAGAAGAAAAUGAGAGAGUUAUAGAUUUUUGGAAGAAAGCAUUUGCAUCAAGAGCACUAUUAGCGCUUUUAAUCUAUGAACCUAUGUCACUAAAUGAUGCUUUCGGAACAACGAUGACGCAUAAUUUAUCGAAUAGAGGGAUCAAUCUUUUGACUUUUAAUGAAUAUCCAAAUUUAGAAGCAAGAUAUAAGUUUUUGUCCGAGAAGUGUCAAUCAUCUAAUAUUAAGUUGACAGAUAUGAGUAAUGUAGGAGGAUAUGAUUCAGAUGAUAAAUCAAAGGCAUGGAUAAGUACUAAAGAUUUGGCCCGCAUAAACCGAUUAGAAUUGGUAGAUGAAAUCGAAGAAAUAAGACUCCUUUUAAAACACUACUGUCUAUGCUAUUGUGAGUUUCCUUAUGAAUCAUCCUUUAAGGCAAUCAGAAAAUGGAAAUGGAUUAUUUGA